AGAUCAAUAAGACAGCAGUGAAAGAAAAAUAGAGAAAAAAAAACUAUUAAUAAUUUUGAGUGCUGAAAAAUAUUUUCAUUUGCACUGCAGUGUGACGCAGUGCAGCAAUCCCCCAGCAACAUUGUUGCACAGCAAGCAACAUUUAUUGCUCCAGCAGCACACAGCCAUUCGAGUUUUUCACCUUCGUGUGUUUGUUCUUAAACUUUGCGCUACCCCUGAAAAAUACCCCACAUCAUCUCUUUUGUACCGACGUGACUGCACAAAUGCUGCUAAUGCGCAGCUUUUAGUUAAACUCAACGUCUCACUCGAUCGAUGUUUUUAACGCUCUUCAGCUUCCUCAUGAGAUUCGUAGACAUUUCCAAACUGCACAGCGAACGGUGCAAUUGCACCAACGCCGCAGACGCCUGCCAGAACAAGGUGAAAUGCUGGCAGCAAGCAGCAGCGGCGGCUGCGGCCGCUGCCGCACACAAAGCCAAUACGGCUAAUUCGAAUAGCAGCAGCACCAGCAGCGGUUGUGAUAGUAACGCCUCCUCAGCCUCGGGUGGCAGCUCUACCAAGGAGAACUACUAUGGGCAGCGUAGGCAGCAUCAUCAGCCGCAGCAGCAGCAGCAGCAACAUGUUGCCAGCCACUCAUCGGCUGCGCAACAUCAGUGCAUUACGCCUGAACAGCUACAACAAAUACGUUACUAUCAACAAAUGCAGCAACAACAAUUACAGCUAUUGCAGCAACAAUUGUUGCAGCGUCGUCGCUUACAGCAACAUUUGCGCGAACAGGGCGUGGAGGUGGGCGUGCGGGCGCGUAAUAAUAGUGAAGGAAAAAGUACAAUCUCAAGACCGGUAGCUGUCCAGUUGAAGGCAGGCGCAGCCACUUCGCCGGCGUUGACUUGCAAUCAGCAGUAUUUGAUACAACAGCGUCUGGAGCAGCAGCAGCAACUCCAGCAACAGCAACAACCACCCCAAUGGCUACGCAAUAAUUACAAUUAUCAUGUCAAUAAUCAAUACAACAACAACAACCUGCUGACGGACAAUGAUAUACUCAAUAAUAAUGGUGAUUUUGGCGCGCUUUUCAAUGACAUUGGCGUUGGAUACCAAAAAGGACAAAAUUUCCGUCGUGGCAUGACAGAAUUCUCAACAAACAACGACAUCAACAACAAAUCACAUCUAUCACAACCGCUUCUAAAUUCACCACGUCAUUUCGCCCAUUCACAAACGAAACAAUUUCAUCCACAAAAUCUCUCACAACAACCACAUCCUAAUUCUCCCCAACAUUACGCAAAUAACAUAAAUCAACAACAUUUUACCUACGCCUUCAAGCAAACGCAUAAUAAUAGAAAUAAUCAGCAAACGCUUCCUUUAAAUUCUUCUGCAAAUACAUUUCAAACAACAAAAGCAACAACAACAUCAAAUAUUAAUAGUAAUAUAAUAACAAAAAAUAACUCAUCAUCACCCACAUCUGCGGCUCAAUCGCCAUUACAUUACAAGAAUCCAUUGAAUAGCCCGAAUAAUUCGCCAUUCGCUUUCGCCUACAACAACUACGGCGAACGCGAAAAUCAAAUUGGUCGACAACAAUACCAGCAGCAGCAGCCACAGAAAAGGAGCAGCUCAUCAGCAGCCACGGCUCAGCAACAUCAAUUGCAACAACAUUUGCGCAGCAGCAAGACGUUGCCGCUUCUAACACAAACUCAAUAUCAGCAGCAUUUGAAUGAUUUGCUGCUGCAACAACAACAUUUGCAAAAGCAUCAGCAACAGCUGCUUAGCGCCAAAGACGCCGAUGACGAACUGAGCGAGGAGAGUCUGAAGCAGAAUGUUGCAAUAGUACUGAACAAUUUGGAUCGGUACAACAACGCGUUGCGCAGCAUCAUACUGAAUGAGCAAGUGAGUGGCCAGAGCAGUGUGCUCAUUGACGACAGCCUGCUGGUGGAGAGUUUGGGCGCGAACAAUAAUUUCCUGUUGAAUAGCGGCAAUACAAUGGCUGCGCCAGCAACACCUGAAUCGGAUUACAAUAGUAAUCCAACAACGCCUGGCUCGCGCCACAACAUGCCGCUCGAUAGCAACAUGUUGCAGCAGCAUCAGCAUUUGGUAGGUUUUGCCAACGCAGCGGCUGCGGCAGCGGCAACAGCCGCCGGUGGUGGUGGUGGUGGUGUUUGUGUAGGUGUUAGUAAUAAUGUUAAUGGUGGUGGUGGUGGUGGUAACUACUUUGGCAACAAUGUUGCCGGCAACAAUUUAAACUAUUCGAUUGCUUCUUCACACGAUUUCACUCAUGACAAUUCCGAUUAUCAGUGGCUACUGGACUGCGACUAUCGAGAUGGAUGCGGCAGUGGCUUGCAGCGUAGCAUUUUCUCAUCGCUAUCGGGCUCUUACAAUGGCGACAUAAUCUUCUACAAUGACUUCUCUAAGAAAUUGGAUGCUAAUCUUGCCGAAGUUGAUAUGGAGAGUUUUCGUGCCGAGGACAUACUACUCCAUAUGCCAUCGUAUUGCAAGAAUAUGAGCAACAGUAAUCGCUUACAACAAUCGUUUCUUAUACAGCAAAACAUGUUGUCGCUAAAUACACAACAAAACGGUGGCGGCGGCGGUGGCGUUGGAGUUGGCGGUUGCGCCAAUCAUCUGUCACAAACUUCGCUCACAUCCAACAAUGAGCUAAUCGACAAUUCCAUUUGCAAGUCGGAGUUGCUCUUUUCGCCCGUAAAAGAGUCGCACUUGUCGGCCGAUUCGCUAGAUAUGGAUGCGUAUCCGGAGAACGAGGACAUCAUAUUGACAUGCAAAGCGAACAAGGACAACUACACAAUCGCAUUCGAGGGAAGCGUGCUGUACUCUGACGAUAGUUUCUAUGCUGAACCCUCUGAUAUUGCCACAAAGAAUACGCAUAAUUUCAUUAAUCUGCAUAGCAAUCUGGAAGAUAUUGUCAAGCGCAAAGCCUUGGAUGUCUCGAUGUCACGCUCGGAACAGGCUACUGCGAUGCGCGGCAAGCUGCAGAAGAGUAACACGACAAAAUUGCAAAGAUACCCUUCGGGCAACAACAAUACAGCCGCCAAUAAUAUCAUUGUGCCACACGUACAACACGCACCCAGCUGCUCGGUGCGCAAAAGUCGCAGUCUACCCAAUCUGCGCGAGCAAAAAGAUCCAAACGCAAUGGCUUGCAGCAGCAUUGAGGAUACGCAACAACAACAACAACAACAUACACAACAGCAGCAACUGAAUGUUUCGCAGGCGGUUAGCACCUCCAAUAUGGAGUGCUGUAAGACGUCACGUAAUUUGCUUCCCAUGUGCCAGAUGCCAAUCUCUUCUAAUUCCAUUAUUGCCUCCAUUACGUUGGAGCGCCUAAACACCGCAGAGCAAUUGCAGCAGCAACAAAUGCAGUAUCAACAGCAGAGUGGCGCUGCCCAACAGCGCCAUAAGCAUCGCUGCUCAUGCCUGCCAGCGAAUGCCGCCACCGCUGUCGUUGCAGCUGCCGCUGCCGCUUCAAGUAGUCACAAUUGCUGCGCUGCGCAAAAGCAUGCGCCUAUUUCGGGUUCCGCUUCAUCGGGCAGCUCGAAUCCACCCGCCUUCAAUCUAGUCAAACUAUUCAUCAAACAAAAGAGCAAUAAUUCCGGUACAGAUGAGCAGCUAAUUAGUACCCAUACCUGCAUGGAUGUGUCGUCUGGUUGUUGGCCGUCGAGUGAUGCAGCCGGUUCGAGUAGCAGUUCGUCGUUGGAGCAGCGCUUACGGAAGAAGAGCAUGAACGAUUCGGGCAAAGGCUCGGCUCUGAGCAGACACGAUGAGGACGAGGAGCAGUUGUGUGCGCAAGUGCGCAAUACCUGCGAGUCGGCAUUCCAGGCGGAGUCGCAUCAUGUGCCCGCUGGUCAUCCCACGCCAACACGUCGGCACUUGCGCAUACGCAACGAUGCUGUUUUCUACGAUGAGGAUCCAAGCUCGAGCUCAAGUGGUUCAUUGACGGCGACCAAUUCGCCUGCGCAUCGACGUCGCAGCAUGCCUCUGCGUCAUCCCCAAUUGUGCCAACUGGCGAUACAACAUAAGGACGUCGGCACGGCCUGUAGUUUGCAGUCGUCCGAGGGCAGUCGCAGCAAUUCGGAACAGCUUACGCAGGUGUAUGUGUCAACUGGCACUUCGUCGGCUACACUGGAGCGUCAGCGGUCGGGUUGCGAUGGCGCGCAACCAACAGUGUCGGCUGCCUCAAGUUCGGAGUUGAUUUCGCGCUCAAUGCAAACCUCGUGCGGCUCGCUGAGUACGCGCAGUAGUAUGAGUGAUCGUUUCCGAUUCGUGCCACCUUCAUUCUUGGCGAAGCUCAACAAUUUGGGCGAGGAGCGACAGGCGCCAAUCUAUGUAAUUUAUCCUAAUUAUGCGCUACCCGAUUUGGGCUUUGUGAAGACCAACUCAACGGCAGAUGUGAUCUUCACGCCGUUCAAUUACAAAAUGGCUGUUGGUGAGAGCGAUGGCUCUACUUCGAUGUCGUCGCUGAAAAAACGUUUCAGUUUGAAUAGCAACGAUGACGAAAUACUCAAGGCCAUCGAUUAUAAACACAUAAUGGAUUGGCAGUCGUUAGCGACACUCUUGCCAACGGACUAUCGUCGACGUUUGAAACACAUUCCCGAAGUGAAUAGUUUGCUGCCCGACUUGGAUGUCGAGCUGUCGCAACGCCCACUAUUCUGCAUGACUCCUCCAAUUCGGCGCAAUCGACCACACAUCUGCGACUGUGCGCUAUACUUCCAACAACAGCAGCAGCAACAACAGCAGACACAGGCGCAGCAACCCAACGGCGAAGAGGGUUCGUCGAGCUCUGCCUCUAGUCAACAACCCAGUUCAGGUUAUCGUGGUUCGUCCACCCUUCUGGCCGACUCGGCCGAUCUCGAGACUGCAGAUCCUUUAAAACAAAUGUACGUUUAUCAGUAUGAGCAGCAGCGCAUGGACUCUGGUGUUGAAAUGAGUCCUGCAACGGGUAAAACGCCGCCUCAACCCAUGCCGCGCGGCAUUUUGCGCAAGUCUUCUUCACAUUCGGCGAAUCGUACGAAACGCAAUUCUAUGAUUGAGGGACAGCAAACGAAAUUGUCGAAACAAGAGAAGCGACGUAGUCUGCAAGAGCCACCCUACCGUCACACAGUCGGCUCAUCAGAGGAGCUGGGUGAGGUAUUCGAAGAGGAGGCCGAUCUGUAUGCAACACCACAACCGCGUCAGGAACGUCUAUCGCGUAAAGAUUUGGAUGCGCGCAUGCGCUUCCUCACAUCGCUGCCUCGAUCUGAGCUAAAGUAUUUUGCCGAAAUAGCUGCAAUAUUGGAAUCAUCAACCGAAUAUCAGGUGGCCUACGAUCCGGCGGCAUUGAAGAAAGAAGUGAGUCGCGCGCUCAGUCAGCAGAAAAAAGUUUCGUUCAAUGAUAUUCACACACUGGCAGAGAAUGAACAAGAAGGCGAUCUACAUCAGCAACAGCAACAACAACAACAACAACAACAACAGCCGAUAUUGCCACCCGAAACACGUCAACGUUUCACAACACCUCCAAAUUCACCGAAUAUCUCUGUAGCCGCUGUGCGUGGUGAGUCAGUGCCACGUCGCUCCUCACAAUUGGACCAGCAUCAAACGGCCAAGCGUUUGGCGACACUCGAGGAGCAGGAGAAACGUAAGAUUGAGAGCAAUCGCUUCAAACGAUUGCAAAUACAAUGGGAACUGAUGAGCAAAGACUCGACGAUGUUGAAGGAAUUGGCAAGCGCACAAGAAACGAAGAGCGGCGGUUCGACACCGACUUCAGCGGCAACAUCAGCGACAGCUGCGGCGGCGGUGGCAACAGCGAAUGCGGCGCACAAGUCGCGUAUACCGCGGCCCGUCAGCUACCCAGCGGGAAAAGCAAGAAAUACAAUUUGCAAGACGAAAUCUGUUCUAAAACCACUCGAAACAGUGAAAACCACUAAACUAAGUAUAUCUCCAAAAAUUACCAGAAUAAGCACACAAGAAGCUGAUGGCAAGGCGACGCGCUCGCCCAGUCGCAUAGUGCCGCCGAAACGAUACAGCAUGACAGCUGGAGCUGGUGUUGUUAUUGGUGGGCCAGCAGCAGCGCCGCCAACCGUAGGCGCGACACGGGCGCGCACACCCACCAGUCGGGCGGCUGUGACAGCGCCAAAUACACCCAAGCGCAGAGUGCAGUCUCCAAGAACAGUAACGCGUGUGCGAUAAAGAACAAAUCAAGCCAGCCAUUAACACCGUUCACAUAAAUACGCAUGUGAAGAUAUGCCCUGCAACACAAAAACAAACAACAACAAAAAAAAAACCUAAUACAUAUAUGUUUCUAAAUGCAUUCUUUUGGAACUGAUUUUUUCUAGUAUAGGCUGAAAAGUGUGGUAGCGCUCCCAAUAGGCGUGCCAGCGCUGGUCUGCUAAUUCGCGGAUGGAGAGCAGAGGAGAGGAGAGAGAAAUUGAAAAUUAUGCUAAAAUUACUGCAAUUUGAUAUCGAUACAAUUAAGAAGUGCGAAGAGCAACAAGACCAACACCAACACAUGUUUACAACACAUAGCAGGUGGUGCAAGCAAAACUGUUGUUUAUUUCCCCCCCUCAUAACUGAGGCGCGGCAACAACACGUCUAUGGGAGCCGAGAGAAAUUGAAUAUGAAAAUAAAAGCAAGCGAAUUGCAAUCGUUAGAGAAUCGUAAAUGCUACGCGCAACUAUAUACAUAUGUACAUACAUACACGUAUAUGCAUGCAGCUGUACGUACUCGUAUGCACCUAAAGUGAUAUUUCGUGAAUGAGCAAAAGUCGAAGUGCAGGCGGAUGGCAAGAGUUGCGACGAUAUGCCUCGUGUAUUUCCUUAGUUGCUAAUCUACUAGUAUACAUUUAAUGAGCUAAUGGAAUCAAUAUUUAAUUUUUCGUAUUGUUCUUAUUUAUAUUAUCUACAUAAUUAAAAAAAAGUUCUAAUUUAAAAUUGUAAAAUGUAAUUCAAUAUUCGUAUGCAUAUAAAAACGUAGAGAAAUACGAUGAUAUGAAAAAAAACGAGAAACAAAAAGCAAAAUAUAAUAUAUGAAAAUGGACAUAUGCAUAAAUAGUUUAUACAUACAUACAUUCGUACAUACAUAAAUGAGCAGCAAGCAGCAGCAGCAGCAUGCAUGCAUGUCAAUACAUAAGACUUUGUAAACGAAUUAAAGACAAAUGUAAAAGAGCGAAGAGAUGUGGGGUGGCGAAAUGCGAAGCCAGUCGUCGUGUAAUCAUUUGGUUGAGAGCGCAUAUAAUAUUUUUUUUUAAAUAAAUGAGUGUGAAGAAGGCAUAGAGAAGCGCAGGUGGUGAAGGUAGAGGAUUUACUAAUGACCGCGUGCUAUCAGUGUACGCUGCUCGCUGGCCAGCUUAGAAGCGAAGGAACCCAAAGCGCCGGCGAAAAACGUAUUACAAAAAUUAGCUCAAAUUCAGCAAAGUAUUGCUAUAUGCGCCGUAAAUGUGUGCAAGAUCACAGUAUCAAUAAGAAAAUAAGUGAAUAUAAAAAAAGCGAUAGCAAAAACAAAAGCAAACAAAAAACAUACUCAUUUUAAAAGAUGCAUCACAUCAAGCGAAUGUAAUAAAAGCGAAAAAAAAUUCUCCAUUCACCUUACUACCUACCUACAUAACUACCUACCAAACUAAAUAGAGCGCAUUUCAUUUAGUGAGGCACACACACAUACAUAUUUACAUACAUACAAAUGUAUGAGCGCGCAUGGAUUUCCAAUUAAAAAAGUGCAUUCGAUUUAAUUUAGCCAGCUAAAUUAAAGAAAAAUAAAAUGAAACCACAACAACAACAAAGCUUAUUACAUGCACAAGUACACACACACUCACACACACACAUGCAGGCACACGAUAAUCAUCAUUUUUGCCGGUGUGUUGCAAAGGAAUGUUGACUGAUGAUUUGAAAUGAAAUACUUUAAAUAUUUUAUGAAUUUUUCAAUUGCUGCUUAUGAAAUGCCUUGAAAUAUCGUAGUUUGCGCUUUUUACGUUGCAAUUUUCAUUUACAUAAAACGUAAGCGAAAAGGAAUGUAAUGAAAUGUAAAAAAAAAAAAAAAAAACAAAAAAAAAAAAUUAGCAAUGCGAAAGGAGUAAUGAAAAUCUGCUUUAUUGAAACGUUUAAUUUUUUUUAAGUAUUUGUAAAGUAAGAUACAGACAUACACACAAACACCCACUCCCUGCCAAUUUUGUUCAUGUCUAUUCGUUGUGAUUAUAUUUUACGUUGCAAGCGACGCGUGAGGCGCUCGAAAAGCAAACAAAACAAAAAAAAAAAAAAUAUGAAAAAUAAAAGAAAUCUAUUGGAAGCGU
Molecule: messenger RNA, 8251 nt
Organism: Anastrepha obliqua
Lineage: Eukaryota; Metazoa; Arthropoda; Insecta; Diptera; Tephritidae
Exons: 6
Coding region: 313-6159 (1948 amino acids)
Biological process (GO): regulation of transcription by RNA polymerase II
Cellular component (GO): aryl hydrocarbon receptor complex; nucleus
Molecular function (GO): transcription cis-regulatory region binding; nuclear receptor activity
Source: RefSeq, a predicted model, not a curated record